This is a messenger RNA of Chlamydomonas reinhardtii, 1965 nucleotides long. RefSeq lists its product as uncharacterized. Bases 239 to 1546 code for a protein of 435 amino acids. Lineage: Eukaryota; Viridiplantae; Chlorophyta; Chlorophyceae; Chlamydomonadales; Chlamydomonadaceae. The transcript has 5 exons. The record is from RefSeq and is a predicted model, not a curated record.
CAAAAUGACCCGACCGGGCCUGCGCGACAAUCGGUUUGAAGAAGAACUAGACGGACACUAUGAAGGCGCAUAUGGCAACGAUAGGGAAUACGUGCGCGGCGUCCCUGCGCCGCGUGGAGUCGGUCUUGCGCCCGUUGACCGUGACCGCGCACAAACGACAGGCCUGGCCAGGCGUCCGCUAGGGGGCUACGGCUUCGGCCCUGGGCUCGCCAUCACUAAUGAGGAGUUCUUUGCAAAAAUGGAUAAGGAGGUGCACUCAGCGUUCAGUGACAGCAACCUGUCCAAGCUGCGCAACUGCCUGAACCAGCAGGGUGAGGGCCUGGUCUGGCUCGAAGACUACAUGUUCUACAGCUACAAGAAGUUUGGCCGCGACGACGUGCGCAAGCUCCUUGGCAACGUGCUGGAGCCGAAGGCGCUCGUGGAGAUCGUGCUGCGUGCAUACGGGCCUGUGUUCGAGCGCAUGGACGCGGCUGCUGACAACGAGCCUAAGAAGAAGAAGCAGAAGGUCAAGGUCACCAAGGAGGGCAAGCGCCAGCUGCUCCUGGAGGAGGCGAAGAUGGUGGCUCCUGACGCCAUUGUCAAGGAUGGCCGCUUCCUGCCGCUGUGGAUCAAGACGAAGGUCCUGACGAAAGUGUGCUGGCUGAGCCAGUCAUACGCGCUUAUCUGCGGCAGUGCAGGCAUCAAGUGGAGCGACUUCAGCCACGCUUUCCGCGAGAAGGGAAGCAAGGGCGCGGGCCGGUACGACGUCUACGCGCUGCUGCGCGGCUGGUUGAAUGCCGUGAUUAUGGAGGUGACUGACAACAAGGACCUCGGCCUUGAGUUCAUUCACAUGGACCCCAAUGAGCCGGUGGCUAGUGCCGUCUGGGCCAAGCUGGAGAGCAUGGUGGAGACUUACACGACCAACUACCAGGCCGAGAGCGUCUGGGGCGGCGACUACAAACUGGCGGCCUUCGUGGCUCCCAAGGAGAAGCAGGAGGGCAUGACAGAGGCAGAGAAGCGCCAGGUGAUGAAGGACAACGCCAACGCCCUGCAUGUGCGCUGGUGGGCGUACGUGCAGUCCAAGAACCCGCCGCUGCUGGCGCGCAUGUACAACUUCGACAACGACCCUGCACCGGGCACAACUCCGGCGCCGUGCCUGGGGGGUGCCCCUACACCAGUGACAGGAGCGCAAGAGCAGCGGCAGGGGCAGGAGCCUGUGGGACCGGCGACUGCGGCAGGCGGCAACCUGACGGCACCAGCGGCUGGCGCUGCAGCAGCUGUGACUGGCGCCGAGGCAGCUGUGACUGGUGCUGCGGCAGCUGUGACUGGUGCUGCAGCAGCUGCAACUGGUGCUGCGGCAGCUGUGACUGGCGCUGCGGCGGCUGUGACUGGCGCUGAGGCACCUGUGACUGGUGCUGCGGCGGCUGUGACUGGUGCUGCGGCAGCUGCAACUGGCGCCGAGGCAGCUGUGACUGGUGCUGAGGCAGCUGGGCAGACUGGAAAUGAGGAGGCUGCUGGCAGGCGUCAGGGUGCCCGCCGGCGGCUGCCCGCCGUGCGCAGGACAUGAACAGGGAUGUAGGGCCAUGGCAUAAGGGAGGGUUAAGCAUCCAUGUGGCACAGACGGCUUGACAUGACCAGGGAUGCGGGGGUAAUGCACAAGGGAGGGUAGGCUUCCAGGUGGCACUGACGGCUUGACAUGACCAGGGAUGCAGGGGCAAUGCGCAAGGGAGGGUAGGCUUCCAGGUGGCACCGACGGCUUGACAUGACCAGGGAUGCAGGGGCAAUGCACAAGGGAGGGUAGGCUUUCAGGUGGCACCGACGGCUUGACAUGACCAGGGAUGCAGGGGCAAUGCACAAGGGAGGGUAGGCUUCCAGGUGGUACUGACGGCUUGACCUAGAGCAUGCGUCGCGGAGUGGCGAACAGGUGGUUAACACUGCUGUCUGAGGUAACAAUGCAGGUUACAUGAGUUGUAAGCGAUGACAAUG